AUGUUUUGUGACGCUGAAGAUGGGGCUGCCAUAGUUUCUCAUAUUCCAAUAAGUCCUUUUGUCCCAAUACAACACAAUAAUAUUGAUGUCUCCGCUGUGAAUCGCCUUGCAAACUUCGCCAUUCGCUUCGCCAGGGAACACGGCUGGUGUUCCAGUCACCCUUUCAAGAUGAGCUCGGGCCCCAAAAUUGGAGAGAAUAAAGGCGAGAGCAAUGAACUUGAUGAUAUCACUGUUUUCUAUGCGGGUGUGGAGGUUGAGCUUGCCGAAGAAACCCCGAAGUUCAAAAGAGAGGGCACUCCUGCGUCUCUCUUUCUCUAUGCACAGUUAUGGCUCUCACAUGUAGGUGUGAGCAGCAAUGGCCUGUGUGGCAAACUCUUUAGCUUCAAGAAGGAUGAGGAGGAUUGCAGGGAGUUUCUGGGUUCGUUCAAGCUCACAGGCGUUACCGUGUCAAGAACGACUCGUAAACCCACGCCUAUUCCCGCGCCGCGACUCGAAAUGAUGCGUUCUUUGAUCGCAAAAAACACAGCGGCAUCGGAGCUGCCCAGGGUUGAGCGUAUUAACUUCUCACAGCUCAACGAGCGGUGCCGUUUCGCUUCUGUCCGCUCCCACGAGGAAUUUGCGUGUGCACUUCCAUCGCACCCGGCCGUGGCUCCGCUGAAAGUUGGGUACCGCCGUGAGUUUCACCUGAGAGAAACCGAUUUCGAUUUUAACAGGCACGUAAACCAGGUUGUAACCAUCACAAUGGUCAUCAACACCUUUCGAGCUGCUUUGGGUGACAACACAACCAUUUUCCCGCGCUUGUUAGAUACCGAUGUCCACCCUCUGGAUGGCGAUUUGCUCAUCCGAAGGCUACGCAUUGACUACGUUCGGGAGGUACCUGCUGACCACGCCGCCAUGGCAGUAAUGUUAUUCUUUCAAGAUGAUGUCUCAAUGGAUAAUGUCAUUGCGUCUUCCACAAAUUCGAGAAAAAAAUCCCUUACUGAACUUUGGUUUAUUGUGCAGGGAAUCCCGGCCGCUGAGACCAAUCCAUUUGUCUCCGCGGUUGGUAAGGUGCUUUUGCGGUGCUGA
This is a messenger RNA of Trypanosoma brucei brucei TREU927, 1068 nucleotides long. RefSeq lists its product as hypothetical. The transcript has a single exon. The coding region runs from base 1 to 1068 and encodes 355 amino acids. NCBI's taxonomy places the organism in Eukaryota, Euglenozoa, Kinetoplastea, Trypanosomatida, Trypanosomatidae. The record is from RefSeq and is a predicted model, not a curated record.